This is a messenger RNA of Fomitiporia mediterranea MF3/22, 966 nucleotides long. Its product is annotated as laminarinase. The coding region runs from base 1 to 966 and encodes 321 amino acids. NCBI's taxonomy places the organism in Eukaryota, Fungi, Basidiomycota, Agaricomycetes, Hymenochaetales, Hymenochaetaceae. The transcript has 6 exons. Gene Ontology annotation, molecular function: hydrolase activity, hydrolyzing O-glycosyl compounds. The record is from RefSeq and is a predicted model, not a curated record. Gene Ontology annotation, biological process: glucan catabolic process.
AUGCCUAGAAACACAUUCAUACUUCUCUCCGCGACUCUUUUGUCGGCGUUCCCUUCUCUGGUAUCCUCGGCCUCGUAUACCCUCUCAGACAACUUCGUUGGGGAAGGUUUCCUCUCUGGCUUUACUCACCAGGCAAUCGCGGAUCCGACAAAUGGGCGAGUAACAUAUGUCGACCAGGCUACAGCCCUCGCAGACAAUCUCACCUUCGCGUCGAGUGAUACUUUCAUCAUGCGAACGGAUGAUACCACUGUCCUUUCAGCGUCUGGUCCGGGCCGCAAUAGCGUUCGCAUCAAGAGUAACAAGACGUAUACUACUCACGUUGUGGUAUUUGAUAUUAGGCACAUGCCCCAAGGAUGUGCAACUUGGCCAGCAGCCUGGGAGACACUUGACUCCGACUGGCCGGCGAGUGGUGAAGUCGACGUGUUAGAAGGUGUAAACGAUGAGUCACCAAAUGCCAGCACGUUGCAUACUUCUCCAGGUUGCACGAUGCCGGAUGAUCGUGCCAUGACGGGUACCUCGGUUUCUACGAACUGUGAUACAGCUGUGAACGGAAAUAAAGGGUGCGGUGUUCACAACAACAAGGCAAACAACUAUGGACCGGCAUUCAACACUGCUGGAGGUGGAUGGUAUAUAAUGGAACGCACGGACUCGUUCAUCCAGGUGUUCUUCUGGUCGCGCGAAGACUCGUCUGUACCUAGUGAAAUAUCGAGUGGUGCAUCCUCGAUCAACACUGACACCUAUGGCACUCCGGUCGCGCUCUUCCCUAAUACCAGCUGUGACCUCGCGUCCCACUUCGGGGAGAACAAUAUCAUAAUCAACCUUACUCUCUGUGGUGACUGGGCAGGACAGGACGCGACUUUCCAAGGUGCAGGCUGCUCCGGAACCUGCGUCGACUUCGUCAACAACAACCCAUCGGCUUUUACAGACGCAUUCUGGGAUAUCGCUGCUGUGCGAGUAUACGAGUAG